Messenger RNA from Porites evermanni, 9157 nucleotides. NCBI's taxonomy places the organism in Eukaryota, Metazoa, Cnidaria, Anthozoa, Scleractinia, Poritidae. The record is from the annotation of a GenBank genome assembly.
AUGGGGAUAACAGGCUCUUCUAUGACGUUCAGAUGCUAUAAGCUGGGGCUUAUAUUCUUGAAUAUCAUUUAUAUGGUAAGUUGGAGUUAAGGUAGUUUAUAAGCUUACUUCUGAACUGAAGCUCAAGCUUAAUAAGUAAGCUUACAUCAAUUGAAUGGCUGUGUGCUUUUUACAUGUAAGAUUCAAAUAUGUCAUUUAGAAGAUCUAACACAACCUUCCUUAUUCGUUACAAUUUAUGUUUGUCUAAUUUGUUCACGAAAUUUAUACCGUAAACGUAGCUCUAUGCUUAGCUAACUUUUUAUGAAGAGUCUGACCUUUUUGCCCUUGAUCGACUUUCUACUUUUGACCAUCAUGUGGUUAAUUCGCACACGUUCUGAGUCGGUAUUGACAGUAGUAGUGGAGUUAUUAUGCAGUAAAAAAAAAAAACAGAUUGACACAAUCACACAUCAUAGCUGAAAAAAAAAAUCCUCAAUUAAAAAACAAAUGCAGUUUCCCUAAAUGAAAUCACCUCCUUGAUCCAUUUCCUUUGGUCAAUUUUUUACUUCUUCACCGUCUUGAACAAUUGCCAGAACUUGUGCAAUUAAAGCACCUCCUCUCCCCUCUUACGGCUGAGUAUCAAUUGAUACUAUUGGCCAAUAUUUUGCACAGUUGACGAGUUGGCUGGUAUGUCAACUUAUACCAGUCAGCAGACUAUCGCUUGACAUAUUGGCAAAUUCUUGUUUGAUAUGUGGGUUGACAUAAAUCAGUAGAUAUGUCAACCACCAGAUGGGUGGCAUGUCAAUCACGCAUCAGCCGAAAUGUAGAUGGAUAAAUAAUCAGUCAACAUAUUGAUCAUUAGGCCACAAACAAUUAGCAGAUACUUUACAGAUACUUGGUUAACUCUUCUUCUGAAGUCAUAUUUCUUGACUACCAUAUUUACUAGUGUAUAAUGCACACUUUUUUUCACCAAAACUUGUUUCAAAGUUUUAGGGUGUGUAUUAUACUCAGAAUCCUUUGUUUAAUGAACAAGUGUUAAAAAAUAGUACUAAAUGCCAUACAAAACAAAACAUUCAGAUGUAACCAGUGGAGUAUGGCGGGUCUCUACAUAGCCUUUAUAGCAAUUCUCAUGAACUAGUGCAAAAACGCUUGCUAUGCAGGCUAUUUUCAGCACAAGUUUCUUUUUCAAAUGUUACUCUGUGUACCAUAAUGGCAGCAUUGCACACUUUAACACUAUGCCAAAUGAAAAUAUGGAAAUUUAUACAACAGUUGACCAAUAUGCUAACAAAAGUCAACAGAUGUGCCGCCGAUAGCUGCUCAUUGUAACGUAACAUUAGUGGUAUCGGCCAAGUGUCAACAUUAACUCCUUAAAAUAUGCUGUGUAAGAGUAAACAAACUACUUAACCCACCUACAUAUGUGGCAUCACCUCCAGGAGUCAAUCUCACAUCACAUUCUUUGCUGUCGUCAAACUUACUUUGAAUGGAAACCUUAUUGUUAACAUUUUAUUUUGUUUUCUGUAUUUUGCAGAUUGUAGGGUUGACACUCAUUAUUGUCCCAGUGUCCUUUAAAAUAAGUGCUGUAUUGACCAGCUGGCCUAUAGUGGGUGGUACUAUUGCAUGUGGAGUGUUUUUGAUGUUACUGUCUAUUGCUGGAAUUUAUGGUGCAAUCAAGCAUCACCAGAUUAUUUUAUUUUUUGUAUCCUUUGUUAAGAUAAAUUUACCAUUGCCAAAAAUGAAUUGUAGUUUGGAAAAAAGAAAGAACAGAAAGUUUUCAGUAACUGACAUAAUGGUAUGCCUGUGGUCUAGAUCAAUUUUUGGUUGUUGCCAUGGCUAUAUCAGUGAUUCAAAUUGUACAUAUGUAAGUCAGAGAGUUGGGCUGGUCAAAGCAAUCUCUCUGUUGUUUCCGCAACAUAAAAUGCAACCACAAGCACAAAACUUGUAUAAUGUCACAUAAACAGUGCACAUAUGUGUGCUUAUGAUGAUAACAACCUGAAUGCACUACAGCUGGAAAUGAGGGGUUCUGUGAGGUGCCAUGUUUUUGUUGCCUGUGCUUGCGUUUACACUCUUGUAUUAUAUGGGUAAAUCACCCUUAAACUUCUGUAUCUUGCCAGAUGCCCCUUCAUGAAGUUCAAUGUAAGAUCAUCCUGGGGAGUUGCCUUAGUUAAUGGUCCAAGGUGUUUAUCCUUAACUAGAUGUACGUGUAGUACAUGGCAAUUAUGAUUAUUGUGUUUAUUAUUCUCUUCUCUCUGUCUGUGGCCGCACUAUCAAUCAGUUCCAGUCAACAACAUGCACUUCUUAAGAAGGGCUGGGCAUCUCUGAGUAACAAAACAAAGGAAGAGUUCCAGAAGACAGGAGACUGUUGUGGUUUUGACCCCAAUUUUGAGAACAUUACAGAUGGCCCAUAUGGUCACCCAUCAUGUGCCAAGGUAUGGUUUAUUAGUAAAACCCAAUGUAUAUAAUUAGCCACACCUUUCUCCUAGAGUUAAUAAAUGUGAGACUCAGAGUCAUGAUUGUGAGUGCCUUGAUCUACAAGACCAUCUACUUUUUUGGAUAUAAACUGCAUGGUUUGGGGACAGAAAGAGUAUAAAAAACCAAAAUGAAAAAUCAUUAUUUUAGAACUUUCUGAAAACCACAAUAGAGGAUUUAUGGUAUUCCUAAAAUAUUUCUGGUGUUCAAAGUUUUAUUAGCUGAGAUAAACCAGCCAGAACCAGAAAUAUUUCAAACAAAUAAUAAUCUUUAAAAUGCUGUUCAAAUAAACCUCUAAGAUUGUAUUGUUACUGCAACAAGGAACCUGAAGGGUGUAGUAAGGAAAUAUCUAUAGUUCCCUCACAAUUCUGGGUUCAAAAUUAACUUUGUGAUACAAGAGCCAUCUGGUGACCAGCCUUGACAUUCUGGUCGCUAGCUAUUUCUAGGCACGUUGGAAACCAGCUGGUAACAAUUUAAGACCCAUGAACAUGUACACACCAAUUUCAAAUCACUGUGAGGCCUCUUGAAAGAAACUUUAACUCUUCCACUGCUGGAGUCAAUUAUUGAGCCCCCCGGGGGACUUAUUUAGUUAAAGCCCAUUUGAGAGGGGGCUUAAUAGAGACGGAGGCUUAUUUAAUUUAGAAAAGAUGAUUGUAUCAGUUGUUCAUAAAGAACUAGAAUACAAAGUGGGAAAGCUCAAGUACAAGAAGGUUAGAGGUCAUGCAGUCAAGGAUCAGAAUCAAAUCCGAACUUCCAGUUGGUAAAUAAACCAUCCUGGAUCAGUCCACAUGAAGUAUUACAGUCAUGAUUGAUUAAUACAGUCUAUCAUUAAUUUUAAUGGUGAAUAAUUAUUAGGGGAGCGGAGGGGAGGGAGGCUUUUUAAUUUUCUUCCCCUGAAAAGGGGGGGGGGGACUUAUUAGAGGGAGGGGGCUUAUUUGAGAGGAGGGCUUAAUGGAGGAUUUACAGUGUGUACUGUUUUAUGACCAUUUACAUUGAAUAGAAGGACAUGCUAGCAAGCCACAAAGGCACAAACAUAUUAGCUGUUGCUGCUUGCAGUUUAUUUAUACCUAGACUGAUCAGCUCUUUCCUUGCAACACAAUAAUAUGCCAGAAAUUUUACUGGUGUUCAAGGUUUUGUAAGUUUCAAAGUAAAUUUCCUGGCUAAUUCUUAAUAACCAGCUACGUGUAGUAUGUACCAAAUUUGGACGUUGUGUUCUGUUUACUUUACCAUUGAUGUUGAUCAUGAAAUAUCCAGUCAAAAGAGGGACUAAAAUAAUAAUGUCAUGCAAAGACAAUGGCAUGGGAGUAAAGUAAGCUGUUUUGAUGAGGAAGUGGUGGAAGAUCGCAAACAUAAUGCAAAAGCAAAAUAGCCAAAUCACUGCCUCAAAAACAGCAAGAUUACACAUAAUAACCACUUGAGGGAUAACUACUGCUUUUAAGAUAAUAUCUGCCUGAAAAAAGCAUCACACUGCCAAGGAACCGGCAAAUAUUUUGUAGAUUGGAAUUUAUAAUUAUCAUACUCAGCCUCAUCCAAUAACAUUAUUAUUUUAUUCUUGAUCGUUUCACUAAUAUUUUCAGCUUCCAUGUUGCACGAAUCACACCAUUAGUUGCCCAGAUCAGUGUCCCACAUGUUAUGAUUACCUUACAAACACAGGACUGAAAACAGUUAAGAAUGAUGUGGGAGGUAUUGGACUCUUCUUUAGUUUUACACUGGUAGGUAAAAAUUAUAGAAAUAACUAAUAACAAUAAUACUUAUUAUUAUUAUUUAAUUAUGUUUUCAAGCUUUAUUUUAAUACCAGGCCCAUUUUAAACAGGAACUAUACCGUACAUCAGAGGCACCUCUGAAACUAUCGUACCUAUACUACAACCUUACAAUGGUUGCAUGCAUUGCAUACAAACUGAUAACCACUUUAGACAACUGCUUACAAAAUAUCAGGGACAAAGAUAGACCAGAGGACAGACAGGGAGCAGUAUGCAAGCUGUAGUAACUGCCAGGCCACUUGCAUUGGUGAGACUAUAAGAAACCUUAGCAUUUGACUGACUGAACAUGCACAAUCAACAAGAAAUGGUGAACACUAUUUACAGAUGAAACAUCAAAUUGACUGGGACAGUACAACAUGUGUUACAUAUUGCGUAUACUAAUUAUUACUUCAAUCAUCAACUCAUCCUAGAAAGCUGGUUUUCUAACAAACCACCACCAUACAAAUGACUUAUUGAUAGACUCAAGCAAAACUGACAACAGUAGAAUGACUAGACAAUGGACAAUUUGACUAAUAAUAAACAGCUGUUUUACUGUCACAAAAGACAGAUCGAAACACACCAAUGGCAUUUAGAGGCUUCAUAACCAAUAUUUUAACAGCUUAAAUAACUGACAGACCAUCAAUAACAAUAACACCACAACUCAAUUGACCAGUCAGGUCAAUAACCAGAGUUAAAUGCCAUCCACUGAUGUGAUACAACUCACUUUGACUCUGAAGAUGACUAUCGCACACGUUGCCAAAAUGCGAGUCACUGUCAAGAACAGUCUUGACUACACUCACCCAGACAAUCAUAUUCCACUUAUGAAAUUACUCCUGGUUUCAAACCUUUCACAAAAUGUUUGUACAUGUAAUUACAGUAGAAAUUUGUUAUGAAGUCAAACCCCGCUUGCCCUGCUUAAUAUGGACAGUUUGCUUUGUCCCCAGGGAGAGAAAGCUCUCACAUUAAUUUUUCUCUAAAUUCAACCCGCUUAAGAUGGACACCCCGUUAACAUAAUAUGGACUCUUUCUAUGGCCCCCUCAGUGUCUGUAUUAACGAGGUUUGAAUGUACUGUACUAUAAAAUUUAAAAAGUAGUGGUCCCUCCAAAAGAAACAGCUCAUCUUAAUUAACCUGUAAAUUUUGACCUUCCUAUUGAACCCCCAAGAGUAGAAGCCCUUUUCAUGGGCCANCAAGUUCACUGAAAGUCUUCAUUUGCAAUUUUUGUUUACCCUCCAAUGCCUCGCUUUCAUGACUAGGCACCAGUUUUUUCCCGCGUGUCCGCCAUUUGUGAAUACGGUGUAUAACAAUAAUAAUUGUUAUUAUUAUGUAAUUAUGUUUUCAAGCUUUAUUUUAAUACCAGACCCAUUUUCAACAGGAACUAUGCCGUACAUCAGAGGAACCUCUGAAACUAUCGUACCUAUACUACCACCUUACAAUGGUUGCAUGCAUUGCAUACAAACUGAUGACCACUUUAGACAACUGCUUACAAAAUUUAAGGGACAAAGACAGACCAGAGGACAGACAGGGUACAGUAUGCAAGUUGUUGCAACUGCCAGGCCACUUACAUUGGUGAGACUAUAAGAAACCUUAGCAUUCAAUUGACUGAACAUGCACAAUCAACAAGAAAUGGUGAACACCAUUUACAGAUGAAACAUCAAAUUGACUGCGACAGUACAACAUGUGUUACAUAUUGUGUAUAUUAAUUACUUCAAUCAUCAACUUAUCCUAGAAAGCUGGUUUUCUAACAAACCGCCACCAUACACAUGACUUAUUGAUAGACUCAAGCAAAACUGGCAACAAUAGAAUGACUAGACAAUGGACAAUUUGACUAAUAAUAAACGGCUGUUUUACUGUCACAAAAGACAGAUCGAAACACACCAAUGGCAUUUAGAGGCUUCAUAGCCAAUAUUUUAACAGCUUAAAUAACUGACAGACCAUCAAUAACAAUAGCAUCGCAACUCAAUUGACCAGUCAGGUCAAUAACCAUAGUUAAAUGCCAUCCACUGAUGUGAUAUAAUUCGCUUUGACUCUGAAGAUGACUACCGCACACGUCGCCAAAAUGUCAGUCACUGUCAAGAACAGUCGUGACUACACUCACCCAGACAAUCAUAUUCCACUUAUGAAAUUACUCCUGGUGUCAAACCUUUCACAAAAUGUUUAUACAUGCAAUUACAGUAGUUAUAUUACUACAUGAGAAAUUUCUGCAAUUUGAUUGGCUUAGAGCAGUGGUAUUUCAGCUUAAUUUGAAAUACCUACAUGUGAAAAUUACAAACCUUUCAUGGGUAGCAGUAUAAACAAAUAAAAGCAUGUUUUGUACAUGAUAUUUGGCAUAAAUACCACUUGCGAUAUUUCAAAAUUGUCUCAAAUUUCGCUCGCCUAACGGCUCGUGAAAUUACUUAUAACAAUUUUGAAAUAUCACUCGUGGUAUUUAUGCCAAAUAUCACUACAAAUCAUGCUAUUACCUAUACAAAUUUGUUAUGAAGUCGAACCCCGCUUGCCCUGCUUAUUAUGGACAGUUUGCUUUGUCCCCAGGGAGAGAAAGCCCUCACAUUAAUUUUUCUCUAAAUUCAACCUGCGUAAGAUGGACACCCUGUUAACGUAAUAUGGACACUUUCUAUGGCCCCCUCAGUGUCUGUAUUAUAAUUAACAAGGUUUGACAGUACUAUAAAAUGAAAAAAGUAGGGGCCCCUCCAAAAGGAACAGCUCACCUUAAGUAACAUGUAAAUUUUGACCUUCCUAUUGAACCCCCAAGAGUAGAAGCCCUUUUCAUGAGCCAAACAUAACUCAAAUUAAGGCUGACCCGAAUUACCUUUAGACUGGCUGAAUUGAUUCAGAGGCCAAUCUUAAAUUUAUUGCAGCUGAACUUAAUUCAAAAGGAGAAGACUAAUGCUCAUUUAGGUCAAACUGCUUACAAAAUUACAUAAUAAUUUAUGCAUUCGGUUUGGUACAAAAAAGUUCGGUAUCUGAAUCAAAGCCGUUCCAAAGUCAAAAUUCCCAGCCGGGUUAAGCAGAAAGAACGGCUUAGCCAUUCCAAAUUGAAGCAGGCAUUCCUAAUUGAUUCAGACACCGAACUUUUCAUGUACUUAAUUCAAUGUAUUAGGUUAAGCUCAUGAAAAGUUUGGUGUUUGAACAGAGCCUUACUGAAAAUGGUGAAUGAAGAAUUUUGUUUUAGAUAACUUAUAGAAUAACAAUGUAGAAAUGAUAUCUCAAAAAGUGUAACAAGUGGUAGUAAACACAGUGUAUAACCCUUUUUCAGUCUAAGAGAAAUCAUCAAACUACACAAUAUGAUAUUGAGAUGAAAAGUUGAGGCAUGUGUGUGUUGUAGUUAAUUUUUUAUCUCAGGUAAUAUUUAUUUUUCCUUUGUUUCAACUUCAUUAGCAUACAUUAUGAUACUCAAAAACAAAAGAAAAACAAAAAUUCCCUGAGAUAAAAAAUUAACUACAACAUGUACAUUUACCUGUUAAUAGUCGCACAUGCAUAAGUUUAAGUCACACUUCAAAUGAAACUGAAAUUGGUGUUGAAUUUUAGUCCGUUCAGCUGAACAGUUCCAAGCUUGAAAAUGAUUCCUAUUUCACAGGGCUUUUUUUAAAUGUUCGUUUCAUUGCAUUAGACCAUACCAGAACAUCAGAAAUGCUGUGACCCAUCAUUUCAACUCUGUGGGUCACAGUAUUGAUGUUAUUAAAGUUUAACAUAAGAUACUGGAAUGUGAAAUAUAUGACUCCUCUUUCUUAUUUAGUGUGCAAAGUUCCAGCAGGCUUGCGACAUUGGCUGCAGCCAUACUUAGCAAGUGGACUGCAUUAGUUUUUUCAAUGACCCAUUCAAAAGUUUUUCUAAACAAACGGUAACCCGGUUAAAAGGGAAGUUGCAUUUUUUUAGCCAGGUAAUUAUUGGAGAUAACUCUGUUAAGUACCCUAGUGUGGCUGGAGCCACUGUGUCCCCCAUCCCCCUCCCCCUCCCACCCCCGCCCUGUUAUGUAUUUUUGUUCAGUUUAUGGAUGUUGUAUUAGAGCAUUUAAUAAUCAAUGGACUCUAGUAUCCUUGCUAUAUGUAUAUCAUGAGUUGAAAAAAUUUAAUUGCCAUAAUGUAAAAGGAACAGCCUGAGUACUGGACUAAAUAAUGUGCAGAAUCAUUUUGUUAUUUUAAGCGUAACUUAAUUGAAGCUUGCUAGCGAUUAUGAUUUAAAUGCUCCACAUUAUUUAAUACUUCUCUUUUUUUUUCCUUCUAGUUCCUUGGAGUUUACAUAGCAUUCCGUUAUCGUCAUCUUAAAGACCCAAGAGCAAAUCCAAGUGCUUUUCUAUGACAUUAACCAUUACUGGGUGUCCAGGUAAUGCCGGUGUCCUGCCCAGAAAAACUGAGGUAGCAGCCACCAUGAUCUUGAUGUUACUCAUAACUUGGUCAACAAAAUGAUCUCAUUUGCCAGAUCAGAGAUCACCGCCUUGUUAGUGUGGGAAUCUUUGACUUUUACAUUGAUGACAUCUAGCUGGACAAAAUUAAUUGUGUUUGUUUACAAAAUUUUAGGUUCCAGUGCUGUGGUGGUCGACAGAACUCAGAUUUAUUCUUCCAAAGGAUUGAGGGCUGGUUUUUGAAACAGCAUUUAGACAGGGUUUAUCAAACGGUGCUCUUAGCCAUUUUCAAUUUGCCAACCUUCCUUUCAAAACACUCUUUGCUGUUAAAACCAUUUGUUUACUUUAAAUAAGCCACAAGUUAACACACUUUUCGGGCCACUGAUUUUAUUAAACUGCAAUGGUUAGACUUUGUUUUAAUAUGUGUGCCCGAGGUUAAAUAAUGUAAAUGACUACUGUAAUCAAUCACUCUUUGCUAACGAGGGUUGCCAACUGAUGGUUUGACUUGGGAAAAUUGUACCUUGAAUAGAUCAGCCUUGUCCCCAGGCCAGUUGGCACCAUGCCAGUGACUGAAAGGCUUGGAACCAAACAGCAAGCUUCAUGAGUGAUGUCUUACUCAACUUCGGGAACAAGGGU